Molecule: messenger RNA, 1406 nt
Organism: Glycine soja
Lineage: Eukaryota; Viridiplantae; Streptophyta; Magnoliopsida; Fabales; Fabaceae
Product: 30S Ribosomal protein S1-like
Exons: 2
Coding region: 484-1275 (263 amino acids)
Biological process (GO): translation
Cellular component (GO): chloroplast stroma
Molecular function (GO): structural constituent of ribosome; mRNA binding
Source: RefSeq, a predicted model, not a curated record
AAAGCCUCGUCUUUCAUUUCCCUCCUUCCACGUUCCACUCUUUGUCGAUAAGAUAACAUUUUUACCGUUUUUGUACCAAAGUUUUUUAUGCCUCCGAGGUGACAUGUGACGAACUCAUUCGGGAAUAUAACAAAGUUUUGCAUUUCAAGCCAACAUGAAUUCUGUUAUACCAUGCUCUGUUGGCAAUGUUCCACUUGUUCCUGAAACUUGCUUUUUGAGAAGGAAAAGUAAUUCUUUAACAACACCAAGUUUGUCAAGGAGCUCUGUAAAACAUGGAUCAUCAACUCUUGUGAGAUUUUUGUUUCCUCCAUUUGUUGCCAGUGGACUAUUUCCACAUAACAAAAGGAGAUACUGAUUCAUAAAAAAAUAUGUAGAACCUCUGCCACUUCAAAAACAACCACAGAAACAGAAGUAGCAGUGGAGGAACUAGACUCAUCUCCUAAGUAUGACGCCAGACGACCAAGAUCUGCUAGGAGAAGUGAGAUGGCUCCUGUAAAGAAUGAAGAUUUGAUUCCUGGGGCAACUUUUACUGGGAAAGUAAAAUCUAUUCAACUAUUUGGUGCCUUUAUUGAUUUUGGAGGUUUCACGGAUGGCCUUGUUCAUGUUUCUCAGUUGAGUGACGGCUAUGUAAAAGAUGUUGCUAGUGUUGUUUCUGUAGGACAAGAAGUGAAGGUGAAGCUAAUUGAAGUCAACACUGAAACUCAGCGAAUUUCUCUCUCUAUGCGUGAAAAUAAUAAUGACACUGUUAAGCCCGGUCCAAGGAAAGAUGAGGUGAAGAAAAACACGAAAUUUGUUGAAGGGCAGGACCUUAAGGGUACAUUGAAGAAUUUGGCAAGGUCUGGUUCUUUUAUAUCACUUCCUGAUGGGGAGGAAGAAUUUCUGCCCAUAUCUGAGGAAUCUGAUGAGGGAUUUGAGAAUUUUACAGGAAUUUCAUCAUUGCAGGUUGGUCAACAAGUCAGUGUACAAGUUUUGCGUAUCAAUAGAGGGCAACUGACAUUGACUAUGAAGAAAGAAGAUGUUGCAGCAUUGGACUCUGAAAUAGGCCAAGGGGUUGUCCAUGUUGCAACAAACCCUUUUGCAUUGGCUUUUCGCAAAAAUAAGGAUAUUGCUACAUUUUUGGAAGAGGGGAAGAAAAUACAUAAUACAGUUGAAAUAUCAUCGGCAGCUAGAACUUCAAAAGAAAUUGUCAAGCAAGGGGAAAUUGUAUCAGAUGUUUCUGAUGCACAGGGUGAACCUGAAAGCAGCAAGGGUUUGGUUGACGAUGCUUCCUUCUGAAGUACAAAAAUAAUGGCACAAGAUGAAAUUUCUGAGAAAGAGGUAGGUAGAUAUGGAGGCCAAAUACAGUAGAUGCUUGGAAAUGAAAAUGGAUUCAAUGAUUUGAGAAAGAAAAAUCAGUGACUUUCCUA